AUUAUUAUAAAUAAAAUUUUGUCAUCAUUUUCAUUUUAAAUUUAUUAUUAAAAACAAAAGUAAAGCAUCGUUUAACUAUUUUAGUAUGUCGAAACGUAAGAAAAAUUUAUUGGAGUAUUGUCAUGGUUGCUUAGCUAAAGAUAGACCUUUGGUUUCAAUAGAUAGCCUAUUUCACAUUUUUCUUAAAUUAAUGGAGAACAAGAUUGAUAUAAUCGGAAGUAAGGCGAACGUUCCGAAAAUGUGUUGGGAAUGCCGUGCAGCUUUACGUAAUUCAGAAAAGUUUUUAUUAAAAGCUACAAAAGCUCACAAAUUUUUGGUUGAGUAUCCUGCAAGAAAGGUUGAAAUCGAGAGCUUGUCUAAUUUAUCAACCGUAUUAUUAGACUAUUAUAACAUACAAGAAACUCACGAGGAUUACGUAGCAGAAACCGAUUUGGAAUCAAAUGACGUUUCUUCUCAAAUAAACGUUGAUUUAAAACAAGAAAAUUUAUCGAACGAUGAAAAUUUUGCCGAUGAUCAUCAUGAAGAUAUAAAAGAAGAUUUAGAAGUUGUAAUUGAUAUUAAGAGUGAAACAGAACUAACAAACGAAGAUAACAAAGUUGAUAUAAAAAAUGAGACAAAUGAAGAAAAAAAAUCAAUGAAAACGAAAUUUAAAAUCGUUACUUUAGCUGAUGACGAUUUCGAUUAUAGUAAGGCGUAUAAAAAAGUAACGAUUGAUGAAAAGGAGAGGAUAUAUUGGACGGAGAAAGACAAAAGCGCUAGGAAUUAUAGCACGUUGGCUUACAAGUGUGAGUUGUGUAUAUCGGGGCACGCGACAAAAGAAUACUAUGACAAGCAUAUGGCUAAAUUUCAUUCGAAGUCCAGCGGUAAAUUCCAAUGUGACAUAUGUAUGAAGAGAUACAAAAAUAAGAAGAAACUCAGGGAUGACAUCAGAGAGCAUUACAUGAAGUAUGUGUGCUUGUUGUGCGACUAUGAAAACCGGCGCUGGUGGAAACUACAGUCACACUUAAACACACACAAACGAGCUUUUAUGUGUCUAACGUGCGGAUUGGAGUUUGGGUCGCAUAACAUUUUCUACGAACAUUACAGGAGAUUGCACGACCGAGUUAUUUGCGAUUACUGCGGGAAGAAGUGGAGUAAGAAGCAGUUUCUAAUCAAACAUAUCAAGCAACGUCAUAACGAACACAGAUGCGAGAUAUGCAACCGUAGCUACGCCUCAUUCGAAUCUCUCACAAGUCACAAUAGACUACACCACGUGUUGGUGAGAACCGAGGAGUCCUACUGCGUCGAGUGCGACGUACAGUUCGACAACGUGUCGAGGUAUAUGGUUCAUCUGAAGACUAGCGUCAAACAUAAGACCUACGCGGGAGUGCCCUGUCCCGUUUGCAAUAAGGUCUACCACAAAAAAUAUUCGAUGACAAAUCACUACAGGCAUGAACAUCUGAAGAAGACUCCGUACCAUUGUGAGAAAUGUUCCAAGUACUUCCUCAACAGUUACCGCCUGCGACUUCACAAAGAACGAACUCACGACAAAAUACAGCCUCCCAAAGACAAGGUGUGUCCACACUGCGGCCGUGGAUUCGCUACCAACCGUAUUCUGAACAACCACAUCCGGACACAUACUGGUGAACGUCCUUUUGAGUGUGACAUCUGUUCAAACAAGUUCACGCAGAAGUACGCACUUACUGUACACAGACGGUCCAUACAUAAAAUAAAAUAAUUUUCUAAUUAAAA
Melitaea cinxia (Glanville fritillary) is the source of this 1731-nucleotide messenger RNA. RefSeq names its product zinc finger protein 25-like. Gene Ontology annotation, molecular function: DNA-binding transcription factor activity, RNA polymerase II-specific; RNA polymerase II transcription regulatory region sequence-specific DNA binding. Gene Ontology annotation, biological process: regulation of transcription by RNA polymerase II. The record is from RefSeq and is a predicted model, not a curated record. NCBI's taxonomy places the organism in Eukaryota, Metazoa, Arthropoda, Insecta, Lepidoptera, Nymphalidae. Bases 86 to 1717 code for a protein of 543 amino acids. Gene Ontology annotation, cellular component: nucleus. The transcript is spliced from 9 exons.